AUGGCGCUGCCCCGAGCGUGGCGAACCGAGGAUGCCACAAAGGACGACCGCUGGUUUCGGGACCUCCUGGAACAGGAGAAAGAGGCAAAUGGCAUCCCCGGUCUCUUCCGCUGGCAGGUGCAGGCCCUGAGCAACGGGGACUUGACCGAUACCGAGCGUUUGGAUGGGCUUCAGAAGGCCCACUCCAGAUCCAAGCGCUCGAAAGAUUCGGACCCUUGCGGCUGUGGCGACUUUGCAGUCAAGCCGCAACCGGAGGGAUCCCAGCAUCUGAUCCGGAUCCGGGACCAGGCAGCAUCCGACACGGCCACUUUCCACAAAGAGCUGCGAGGAGUCCAGCGAGACCUGCAGCAAUACCUUUCAGAUGCUCUGGCGCAAGAUCCCACUGAGGCUGAGCAGUUGCUGGCGCAGACUCGCGCGUCUGGCCUGAGCAAAGUGAAGGAAGCCACCGCCCUGCUGGAAGAACUUGUGGAUCCCAACAACAGCACACUCUUCAGCGACAUUCUGCAAGCCGAGCGGACUGGGGCGCAAGCGUCACAGGUACUGGACAGCAAGGAGAAGCGGAAGGCAGAGUUUCAGAACAUCAGGCACAAGCGCGCUGAGGCUCGUUUCGACGCGGUGCAGGCGUCUUCGCAGAGCAUCCUCUCUCAAUGCAAGCGCCCGUCGCACUUGAAGGACAUCCUGUCCAAGAGGGCAGAGGCGGAUGGGCUCCGGGUCCGUGCAGAGCGCUGCGCGUCCGUCCGCAAAGUCCUGACCACGACGGUGGACAAGAUGGCAGCCUACCAGCAAGCGCAGGAAGCUCAGCUCAAACAGGCAGAAGACAAGCGCCGUUCCCAGUCAGUGGAACGAGCCCAGAAACACAAGGAGCUGGUUCAGGUGUUGCAGUCUCUGAAGAAGGUUGCCCAAGAGUAUGCAGAUGCUGACAUUGCCGUGCAGGGGCAAGAGGUUGCGAUCAAGAUCUUGCGCGACGCGAUCGCGUGCACGAAAACAGAGGAAGCUUGCAAGGAGUGCGAGCGGGUGGCGCUCGAAGGGGAGGCCGAGAUUCGCAAAACGGUCGAUGCCCAUGCGAAGGAGCUUGUAAAGCAAGCUGGCCCGGUGUUGCGAGGAGCCUAUGACAGCGUCUUGACGGUGCAAUCGCUGUUGCGUCACAUGGAGACGGAGAAGAAGGCACAGAUUGCGCACUACACCUCGACGAAGCUGAUGCUGGAGGCGGAGCUGGGCGACAACGCAGCGGAGUUUAAGGAGGGUGGCGCAGAUGUCUGCUCUCUUCAAGAGAAGCGGGCGGACUUGAAGGAAGACCUGGCCAAAGUGACCGGCUUCCUAAAUGUGGCCGAGGGCGGGCGCGCAACGCUGGGAGGCAACAUCAGCACUGCGGAGGCCCAGAAGGAAGCCCUCCCUGCUCUUCAAGAGCACGGCUUUCUCAUCGAGAGGAAGGCCGAGGACGACGCCAAGCAGUGUGCCCGAGCACAUUUUGGCGAGUUUCAGGUGUUCCCCGCCGCCGACCAAGCUCUCCAAGCUGCAUCCGCUUCAGAUCGCCGUCUCGCUUGCGCAGCGCUCGACAACUGUCACAAGGUUCUGGAGUCAACACGGCAAAACGGGCCCGUGAACUUCCAGGAGGCUGUGGACAAGGAGGUGGAAAAGAAGAUGAAGAUCUAUGGUUCCCAGCUCAAGGCGCAGAUCCUGGCGGCUCUGAAGCCAGGCCCGGCGUCCGACGCAGGCUCCGACCUCGGCUACACCUUUGUGGAGGACACGCUCGAUGGCCAGCUUCCCACUCCCGAGGUGACACCACCUGCAGGCGAUGGGGCCCACGACUGA
Molecule: messenger RNA, 1812 nt
Organism: Symbiodinium natans
Lineage: Eukaryota; Dinophyceae; Suessiales; Symbiodiniaceae
Source: the annotation of a GenBank genome assembly